AUGCUGUGUAGAGAUCUCAUCUCGUACAAUGCAAUGCUCUCUGCGCUCGUGAACUCUAGCCCUAUCGAUCAAACCAAAGAUUUCUUCGAUCUAAUUCCCGAGAAGAUCGUUGCAUGGAAUACGAUGCUCACAACAUAUGCCGAGAAUGGGCAUCUGGAAAUGGCGAUUUCCAUGUUCGAUUCGAUGAGCCAUCAUGAUAUCGUGUCCUACACUGCCAUGGUCACUGCGUAUGGAUCGAGCGGCCAGAUAGAACACGCAAGAAUACUGUUUGCCUCGUCACCCCAGAAAGACGUGGUUUUAUCAACUGCCAUGCUCGCAGCAUAUGCCCAUUUAGGCGCAUAUGCCCGGCUUGGGCAUCUGGAGAAAGCGAUUUCGUUCUUCGCGACAAUGCCAAUGCCACACGCAGUCCCGGAUCGCGUCGUGCCCUGGAACACGAUGCUCGCAGCGCACGGAACCAGCGGCCAGGACGCCGAGAAUCUCCUGUGGGCCGCGAAUUUGCAAGGUGUGGCCCCGGAUGCCGGCUGGAGCUACUUCGUGUCGAUGCGCAGCGAUUACUCGAUCCAGCCGGAGAAGCUCCACUUUGGGUGCAUGGUGGCCAUCCUGGCUCGAGCCGGGAACUUCGAUUUCGCCCGGGAUCUCCUCGACAACAUGCCAUUCGUUCCAGGGAUCGAGCAAUUGAGCUGCCUGACACUGUUCUAG
Selaginella moellendorffii is the source of this 699-nucleotide messenger RNA. Its product is annotated as pentatricopeptide repeat-containing protein At2g45350, chloroplastic-like. Gene Ontology annotation, molecular function: protein binding; RNA binding. The record is from RefSeq and is a predicted model, not a curated record. The transcript is spliced from 2 exons. Gene Ontology annotation, biological process: RNA modification. The coding region runs from base 1 to 699 and encodes 232 amino acids. Lineage: Eukaryota; Viridiplantae; Streptophyta; Lycopodiopsida; Selaginellales; Selaginellaceae. Gene Ontology annotation, cellular component: intracellular membrane-bounded organelle.